Molecule: messenger RNA, 939 nt
Organism: Alligator mississippiensis (American alligator)
Lineage: Eukaryota; Metazoa; Chordata; Crocodylia; Alligatoridae
Product: olfactory receptor 5AP2-like
Exons: 2
Biological process (GO): sensory perception of smell; G protein-coupled receptor signaling pathway
Cellular component (GO): membrane
Molecular function (GO): G protein-coupled receptor activity; odorant binding; olfactory receptor activity
Source: RefSeq, a predicted model, not a curated record
AUAAUGGCUGUCAGCAAUAUGUCUGUAGUGACUGAGUACAUUUUCCUAGGACUAACAGAUUCUCCUGAACUGCAGGUUCCUCUCUUUGUGAUCUUCUUAGUGAUCUACCUUAUCACCCUCACAGGAAAUCUUGGGAUGGUUGUGUUAAUCAAAACUGAUCCCCGACUUCAUACGCCCAUGUAUUUCUUCCUCAGCUACCUGUCUCUUACUGAUUUCUGCUACUCCUCUGCCAUUGCUCCCAAGAUGCUAUUGUGUUUCUUAUCUCAAAGCAAAGUCAUUUCUUUCAAUAGUUGUGGAGCCCAAUUUUUUUUCUUUAGCUCCUCUGUGGGUAUAGAGUGCCUCCUGUUGGCCGUGAUGGCAUAUGACCGAUAUGUGGCUAUCUGUAACCCAUUGCUGUACACAGUUGUCAUGUCCCAAAGAGUAUGUCUCCAGCUGGUGGUUGGAUCUUUUCUGGCUGGAUUUGUAAACUGAACAAUCCACACCAUUUCAAUAUUUCAGUUGUCCUUCUGUGCCUCCAAUGUUAUAAACCAUUUCUUUUGUGAUGUCCCUCCUCUGCUGAAGCUCUCCUGUGCAGACACUUUUGUCAAUGAGGUUGUGAUAUUCACCUUUGCUAGCUUAAUUGAAAUGAGUUGCCUCAUUGCCAUUCUCAUCUCCUAUGUUUACAUCGUCUCUGCCAUCCUGAGGACCCACUCUGCCAAAGCCAGGCACAAAACCUUCUCCACCUGUGGCUCCCACCUCACAGCUGUCAUUGUGUUCUUUGGGACAACUCUCUUUAUAUAUCUGCAGCCCAGCUCCAACCACCACAUGGAUCCGGACAAAGUAGUCUCUGUAUUCUACACAGAAGUGAUUCCCAUGCUGAACCCUCUGAUCUACAGCCUGAGGAACAAGGAGGUGAAAGACUCCCUGAGAAGAGGGUUUGGCAUAAAAAUAUUUAGUUAA